GAGGCCACACCCUGAAACUACCUGAGUUCAGGAGGAGAGGAGAGUAAGAGUGAGAGCGAGAGCGAGAGUGAGAGACUCCUGGACGGACCAGAAUUGGGAACGGACUCCUCGGGGCACAGUGCCGGCCUCCCGGGAGGGGAGCGGAGUGGGACCGGGACCCCACCAAGCCGAGCGGGAAUCGCGGGAACACCCCUUCUUUCUCUUUUGUCUGUGCCCGGUGAUUUCUGCAAAGUCGCAUCCCAGGCUGCGAUGGGAGUGGGCUGCUCGCCGAGAGCGCGUUGCUGAGACCCCAGUCUGGUUCCAUUGGUAGGGCCGUCCUUCCUCACACCUUUCUAUCGGGGACCAUGAAGAGCAACCGGGCCCAGAAGGGCAGAGGCGGUAAAAAGGACCUUGGCGCCGGGCUUAAGUACAGUCAACAAUCCCAGAAUAUAAAUGGCAUUGAGGAAGGAGUGGAAUUCUUGCCAGCCAACAAUUCAAGGAAGGUGGAGAAGCGAGGACCAAAGCGCUGGAUUGUGCUGUUGGCAUUGGUGACCUUUUUCAUCCUAUUAUCUCUUAUGGUUGGAAUCUUGGUGUGGCAUUUUAAUUAUCAGAAUGCAAGGGUGCAGAAAAUCUUCAAUGGCUACUUAAGGAUUACAAAUGUGAACUUUAUAGAUGCCUAUGAGAAUCCCAACUCCACAGAAUUUGCAAACCUGGCCAGCAAGGUUAAGGAAGUGCUAAAGAUUUUAUACAGUGGAAUCCCAGCCCUUGGACCCUUCUACAAGGAUUCUGGAGUAACAGCCUUCAGUGAGGGCAGUGUCAUUGCCUACUACUGGUCAGAAUUCAGCGUCCCCCAAUACAAAGUUCAGGAGGUUGAUCGAGUCAUAUCAAAAGAAAAUGCCAUAAUGCUACCUCUUAGAUCCCGAGCCGUGCAGUCCUUCACUGUGGAUUCAAUUGUGGCUUUCCCCACUGAUGCCAGAACAGCACAGACAACGCGAGAUAAUAGCUGCAGCUUUUCCCUACACGCCCACGCUGGUGAGGUGACUCGGUUUACCACACCGGGAUUCCCAGACAGCCCCUACCCACUGCGUGCCCGCUGCCAGUGGGUUCUGCGGGGAGAUGCUGACCUGGUGCUGAGCCUCACCUUCCAGAGCUUUGAUAUUGCCCCAUGUGAUGCUGCUGGGAGUGAUACUGUGAUGGUCUAUGACUCCCUGAGCCCAGUGGAGCCUCGAGCUGUGGUGCAGUUGUGUGGCAGCUAUUCGCCCUCCUACAACUUGACCUUCCUCUCCUCUCAGAACGUCAUGCUCGUCACACUCAUCACCAACACUGUCCGGCGCCACCCUGGUUUUAAGGCUGAAUUCUUCCAGCUGUCCAAGAUGACUCAAUGUGGAGGCUACCUAAGUGGAGAGCAGGGGACAUUCAAUACCCCCUAUUACCCAGGUCACUACCCCCCCAAUAUUGACUGCACGUGGAACAUUGAGGUCCCUCGUAAACAAAAUGUCAAGAUUCGUUUCAAAUUCUUCUAUCUGGUAGAACCGCAUGCAACCCUUGGUACCUGCAUGAAAGAUUUUGUAGAGAUCAAUGGGGAAAAGUACUGUGGAGAGAAGCCUCAGUUUGUGGUCACCAGCAACACUAAUAAAAUCACUGUAAAAUUCCAUUCGGAUGAGUCCUACACCGAUACAGGUUUCUUCGCUGAAUAUCUCUCCUAUGACUCCAGUGACCCCUGCCCUGGCAUGUUCACCUGCAAAACGGGACGCUGUAUCAGUAACAACUUGCGUUGUGAUGGCUGGGCUGACUGCACAGACUUCAGUGAUGAGCUACAGUGUGUGUGUAAUUCAACCCACCACUUCACUUGCACGAACAAACUUUGUAAGCCCCUCUAUUGGGUCUGUGAUGGCCUGAAUGACUGUGGGGAUAACAGUGAUGAGCUUCAAUGUAACUGCCCAGCUCAGACCUUCAAAUGUGGCAACGGGAAAUGCAUCCCUGAGAGCCAGAAAUGUGAUAAACAGGAUAACUGUGGAGACGGCAGUGAUGAAGCUGAGUGUGAGAGUGUUUGGACCGUCUCCUGUACCAAAUAUACAUAUAAGUGCCGCAGCGGAGUGUGUCUGAGCAAAGGGAACCCGGAGUGUGAUGGGAAGAAAGACUGUAGUGAUGGCUCGGACGAGAAUAACUGUGAUUGUGGGCUCCGGUCAUUCAGUAAGCAGUCACGGAUCGUCGGAGGUCAGAACUCAGAUGAAGGAGAGUGGCCGUGGCAGGUGAGCCUCCAUGCAGAAGGCCAGGGUCACGUCUGUGGGGCAUCACUGAUCUCCUCCACCUGGCUUGUCUCUGCAGCCCAUUGUUUCCUGGAUGAGUUGGGAAUCAAAUACUCUGACCCCUCAUUAUGGAAAGCCUACCUGGGUCUGCAUGAUCAGAGCAAGCGCAGCACCUCUGGGGUGCAAGUGAGGGGAUUCAAGCAGAUCAUCCCCCAUGCCGCCUUUAACGACUUCACCUUUGACUAUGAUAUUGCUGUGCUUGAGCUGGACAAACCUGUUGAGUAUACCUCUGUUGUGCGGCCCAUCUGCCUGCCUGAUUCAUCCCACACCUUCCCUGCGGGCAAGACCAUCUGGGUGACGGGCUGGGGGCAUACUAAGGAAGGAGGCUCUGGGGCAUUGGUCCUUCAGAAGGGGGAGAUCCGAGUAAUUAAUCAGACAACAUGUGAGUCCUUGCUACCCAACCAGGUGACCCCCCGUAUGAUGUGCGUUGGCUUCCUCAAUGGGGGUGUUGAUUCCUGCCAGGGUGAUUCAGGAGGCCCUCUCUCCAGUGUGGAAAAUGAUGGACGGAUAUUCCUGGCUGGAGUGGUGAGCUGGGGUGAAGGCUGUGCUCGAAGGAACAAGCCAGGUGUCUACACAAGAGUCCCUGUGCUUCGGGACUGGAUUAAAGAGAAGACAGGAGUGUAGAGGUUGCCCUGAAUGUACUAUCCUCUGCUUACAUACACAUAUAUGAAGACUGAAGAUGGAACAAUGGACUUGUCCUUCCCCCGAGGUUUCUUCAUGCUCUGAACUACAUCUCCUUGUCUCUGGGGAUCACGAAUCUCUCUGGGGAGCCUCAAACUUAUCUCAGGCCCAGCCCCAAACAAACUCCUAGGAAAUACUCGGGGAUAGGGAAGCCCUGGGCAGCACCUGUGUCUCAGCCUAGUGUCUGAAGUUUGGGGACACAACUUUUCCUCCCAACCACAGCUCCAAGUCUGGAUCUGAGAGAGUUUCCUAAGCCUUCUGUGUUUUCUCCGGAAUGAGGAACUCUGCGUGUAUCUCUCCACUUUGUCCAGAUGGACAUCCUAUGUAGUACCUAUGGCGGGACGCUCUUGGCAGUGGCGUUCAGCUCAUGCUUGACCCUGGAGAGAAUGAGGACCAAGAAGCUGAACUGUUUUUCUUGACACCCAGUUGGUUUGAGUGUGUGUGUGUGUGUGUGUGUGUGGUGUGUAUACAUGUAUAGUUUUUAAUACUUCUAAAAUUAAUAAUUUACAUCAGAUUUUAUUUCCUUUUUCUACUCCAAUUCAGAAAUGCCUGUGUUAGAUCCACACACUCAGCUCGGGGAAUGAGAAGUGGGGAGGGUCGAGGAGUACCAGAUUCUGUGAGAUUGUGCCAAGGGGAGAGGAUGGCCAGUCUUACCUUGACCUCCAAACAAGCCCUGUAGCUUCUCUUGUAGCACCUUAGAAGAGCAGAAAUUCUGCAGCCUCCAGAGAUGUAAAAGGGGUCCUUAGUUUGGGGAAGAGGUUGCCAGCGGGUGGCACCUGCCCUGAACUUGGUAACACAGAGGUUGCUCUUGGAAGCACCAGGCUGCUCUCUUGAAGCUUUUGUUUUAGGAGGGAAGGACACUCUCCUACUCCGAGAAGAGGGCAAUAAUGGGACACCAGUGUGCCCGUUCGUGCCCUACACACGGAUGGGCUGCUGGUUGCAUUCCUAGACUGACUGAGUGAUGUUCUUGAACCACAGAAGAACAAUAUCAGAAUUUUGACACCCUUAACCUCCCUUCGUCCCACACUUUGGAUUCUCUUUGCCCCAGACACAGUAGAAGAAAAUUUGACUUUUUUCCUUUAAUUUAGAACAUUCUGGCUUUUGUGCUUGGGAUGGCCCACUAAAGGUCAGAGUUGGGUACUUGUCUGCAGAGCUGGAGAAGAGUUCGAUCUAAUUCAAAUCAGCAGAGGAGUUCUGUGUGGACAACACUGUGCUUGGUACUGGGGGAGGUAUAGAGUUUAAAUAAAAGAACCCCUGCCCUCCCGAAGCUUAUACAUCUGGUAGAGACUGGGUGUCCCUUGUCCUUAGGACAGGAAUUGGUGUCGUGUGUUGCUUUUCUCAGCCCAGUCUGACUUGUUCUACUGUGUCUGGGGGACAGCUGUGGUUCUGUCCACGUGGGAUCCCACAAAGCAUUGUACAUGAGUGGGCCCCCUUCUAGGGCUCAGGGAGAGGGAGGGGGCUUCAAUCUGCAGUGGGGUGGGGGAGGGAGGAUCGAUAAAAGGAAGAGUCAGAAAAUGAUUUCCAAAGAAAUGACUUAUGUGUGCAGUUUAUUAUUGUAAUUGUUGUUGUCUUCUUGACCAGAGCCCUAGCUGGGCUUUUUCUCCAUUCAAUGUAUUUAAGGUGCUGGUGCCCCAGGGAAGAUAUUGGGGACCAAAUGUACAUUAAAGGGGAAUGUUUUACAUGA
Monodelphis domestica (gray short-tailed opossum) is the source of this 4653-nucleotide messenger RNA. It is a transcript of the gene ST14, whose product is annotated as ST14 transmembrane serine protease matriptase. Gene Ontology annotation, cellular component: membrane. Gene Ontology annotation, molecular function: protein binding; serine-type endopeptidase activity. Lineage: Eukaryota; Metazoa; Chordata; Mammalia; Didelphimorphia; Didelphidae. The record is from RefSeq and is a predicted model, not a curated record. Gene Ontology annotation, biological process: proteolysis.